Molecule: messenger RNA, 6275 nt
Organism: Bombyx mori (domestic silkworm)
Lineage: Eukaryota; Metazoa; Arthropoda; Insecta; Lepidoptera; Bombycidae
Product: calcium/calmodulin-dependent protein kinase kinase 2
Exons: 12
Coding region: 340-1869 (509 amino acids)
Biological process (GO): intracellular signal transduction; positive regulation of protein kinase activity; protein phosphorylation
Cellular component (GO): cytoplasm
Molecular function (GO): calmodulin binding; calcium/calmodulin-dependent protein kinase activity; ATP binding
Source: RefSeq, a predicted model, not a curated record
CGAAGUGAACUCAACACAAACGCAUGGCGUCCUGAGACGAAUGGACGUCUCAAUUUUCCUUUUAUUUACUUUUACGUUAAAAAACAAACUUUUAGAACUACGUAUUAAAGGAAUAUUUAAAAAAAUUAACUAAAUUAAUAAACUCACUGGGAUUAAAGCAAAAGGCGAUUGUGUUCGAUGAUUAAAUAAAUAAAAAAUACGCUAGGAUUUUAAAUCAAAAACAUAUCAAUUCGCUUUUUAAAUUAUUAAACAAAGUUUUGUAUUAAAUUUUAAUCGUAAAUCAAAGUUUAUUGCUUAAAUUCAUUUUAUUCAAUAUCUUAUAGGAACAGUGAUGUGUUAAUGAUAAUGAACGGACGUGUUGUGGAAACUGACGCGGAAAAGGCGGGAAAGAGUGACAGACAUUCAGCUGUGGACGUCAGCAAUGGCUCCAAUAGGGAGUUGGAGAACAACCGAUGGCAACCACCGACAACGCAUGGACUGUCAGCAUAUCCAGCCACGGGGGACCGGUCGACGCUGCUCAAGGCACACGCCGCGAAGUCAGCGGAGUGCAGUGGUCAGAGCUCACCGCGACCACGCCGGGCGCCUAGGGAAUCUCGUCGCGUUUCCCUCGCCCAAGCCUCUGGAUACGUCCAACUCAACCAAUACAGACUCCUUGAGCCUAUCGGACAGGGCUCGUAUGGGAUCGUCAAGUUAGCUUACAAUGAAGAAGACGACACACAUUACGCUAUGAAGAUCUUGUCUAAAAGGAAGCUCAUGCGAAGAGCCGGCUUGUUUGGCAGAACUCCUCCUAGAAGACCAGGACCUGGUCCUCCGCCUGACCCUCUACAGAGGGUUUAUAGAGAAAUCGCGGUGCUCAAGAAACUAGAUCAUGCUAAUGUUGUGAAAUUAGUUGAGGUAUUAGACGACCCUGCCGAAGACCAACUCUACCUGGUCUUCCAACUCCUGGAAGGCGGUCCAGUGAUAGACAUCCCGACAGACAAUCCUUUGAAAGAAGACCUGGCCAGGAAGUACUUCAGGGACACUUUACUGGGUGUGGAAUAUCUGCACUUCCAAAGGAUAGCCCACCGCGACAUCAAGCCGGCGAACCUGCUGCUGCGCGAGGGUGGCGUCCAGGUGGCGGAUCUGGGCGCGUGCGGCGAGCUGGCGGGCGCCGGCCGCGUGUCGGGCGCCGUCGGCACGCCCGCCUUCCGCGCGCCGGAGACCUUCGCCGGACCAGACAACUACGACGGACAGGCAGCUGACAUUUGGUCUCUCGGGGUGACGUUGUACGCGAUGGUGACAGGCAGAGUUCCUUGGGUCGGAACUUCCGUCGUGGAGCUCCAGAGGAAAAUCCUGAAUGAUCCGCUGACAUACCCUGCGAGAUACCAGCCUUCGAAAUCGCUGAGGCAUCUUCUUAGUCGCAUGCUAGAUAAAGACCCAGCAAAAAGAGCCACUAUGCCGGAAAUUAAGGACGACGAAUGGAUUACAGCGGGAGGCAGGGACCUCCUGCCCUCGGAGCAGGAGAACUGCAGGCUGGUAGAGGUGACGGAAGAGGAUAUGGCGAGAGUCGUCACCUCUAUACCUAACCUCUCUACGCUCAUACUCAUCAAAACUAUGCUUAAAAAGCAUAGCUUUCAGAACCCUUUCUUACGAAGUCGCGAAGGCAGCACUUCAAGAAGAGAAUCCGGUAGCGGGAAAGGAGAGGGAGAGAAAACCGCGGCCGCCAAGAGAAGUGGUCUCGCCAGGGCUGGUAGAUCCCUGUCGGCGCCCGGAAAUUAUCUCACGGAGAGACAAUCUUCAUUUGACGUAGCCCUGGAGUCAGUCGCAGAACGAGAUCAGAACCAAGAGAAGGAGAAGUCUCCAGUCAAGGGCGAAGAGGAGUCUCGGUGAUGUACCGGACCCCGCGGGGGUCACUCACCGUCCGCGGAGACCCGCCUCCACCCUGCCCCGGGGGUGCCGCUACUCCCGGCACUCCCCUGCUAGCGCCGCCCACUCCCACUACAGAGAGGACACACAGAGUACAUCCAAGUGCGGACGCGCCGGCCUCACCACACGGAGGAGGAUUGUCAGCAACGUCACCACGUGUGUGACAUCAGAAAGCAACUUAACUAAAGUGUAACCGUCACGGAUGACUGAAGAUUCUAUAACCAUUUCAAAGCUUAACAGCUUUCGUUAUUUAGUUUUGUUUUAAGGCUUUCGUAACUAUAAAGUGCUUAAAGGUAGACAAGUUUACUAUGUUAACUUGUCAUUAAAUUUGUUGACACGUCUUGUGAAAACCUUAGAUGAGGUACCGAAAAUAAAUAGUUUAAAAAAUAAACUAACAAAAUACGCUUUUUUUUACAGUAAAAUAUUUUUUUCUUAAAUUUUUUUUUUUUUUUUGAAUUCGAAUCUAUUAAAAUUUAUUUUCUAUUUUUUAGUUGGAUUUUCUAUAAAAGUGUAUUUUGUUAGUUUUUUUAAACUAUUAUUAAUUUUUCAUUUUUUAGUUUAAUUUAAAAUUUUUCGUAUUUUUUUUUUUUCAUUUUUUUAAUUAUUGAAUUGUCAUCAGUUCUUAAUAAGUACACCAAAUUUCGAGUUAAUCCGACGUUUUGAAGGGGGUCAAAAUCAUGUUCAAAGAUUCCGUUACAUACAUACGUCUGAAGCUAAUAAAAGCGUAUUAAAAAAAAUUGUUAAAUUUUUAUCUGCCAUUUUGAAAUAAUAAUAAUUUUUGGGAACUUUAACGACAAAGGGAAGAUCUUCCGCCGAGCGGGUAUCACUGCUCGGUAGACCGACGCUAGCGUGCGCUUAUCUUGUAUGCGUCCCUGGGCCAAUCCAACUGUGAUGAAAGAAAAGGUUUUGUUCCAAGCCGACGCGGACAGUGCACAUGUAUAGACAAACAAACCGAUGUUUUCAUACAUUAGUCAGCUAUGGUCAGUGUGCUUAGUGCGAGUUUUUUAAAGUUCUCGAUAUCGUAAAAGUUAGCUCAUAUUUGUAUGGAAUGGGAUCGUUUGCGUACGUUUGCCGCUAGGGGCGCUGUUCCAACUGCAUACAAAUUUGAGUUAACUUUUACGCUAUCGAGAACGUUAAGGAACUCGCCUUAAGCACACAGAGCGGAACGUGACCACAGCUUCACCACAGUUGGAUUAACAGCCUAGGAUCGCACAGAGGACAAACAUACAAACAUUCAUUUGUAUUUUAAAUGAUGUAAAAAAUAAGCCGAUCACUCGGGUCUCUGCUGCUGCUACAUAAUUCCAAUAACAAUUUACACUCAAACAAUACUGUUAUACAACAAUUAAAUUAUUUAAUAUAGUAUUUUAUAUUAAAUAGAAGAAAAUCUUACCAUAAAUUAUAAAUUAAAUUAUAAUUAUCUGAAGUUUAUGGGAGCGAUUCGAAUACAAAGGCGUCAGUCGUCGAAGGUGAACAAAACAGCGGUGGCCGGUCGUUCUGUCCACGGACACGUCCGGGCGUCACGCUAGCCACGCGACUGAAGUAGACCAAAAUUUUUCUUUUGACCUUGACGAAGGCUCAGGAAAUUGUCCUUAAAAUCCUCCGUGUUGUGACGUGUCCGGUUAUCAAGAUGACGAAUUAAAAAGAAAUUUAAUUAAGAUUUAGGAUCACAUUAUAAACUCUAUUUCAUGCGCUAAAAUUAAUUCACAAUUUUAAUUAACGUUAAUAUAAAAACACAGAUUUCUAAUUUUUCUGUUAAUGUCUAGUGUUUGUAAAUGAAUUAUACAAAUGAUUGCUCAAUGCUUAUUAAAGUAAUGUAAAUAGCUUAAGAUUUUUAUUAAUAAUGAAAAACUCAGUUAAUUAGAUUCAUAAUACGUGUACAUAUUUAAACUUUUUUAUUGAAUGUAUUUAAAAAAUACCUAUUAUCUUUUUAAAAUACUUUGUAUUGUAUAUAAUGUUUGUGUCAUAAGAAUAUGAAAAUGUUUACUUUGAAAACUCCGAUUGAUUAUUGACUUGUAACUUAUAUGCCGUUCGUGUGCGGAAAUUUGAAGAGAUAACAUUUAUUUUUAAUUAAGAGCAGAUGAGUCGUCUAUUAUCAAAGGUGGCAAUCUGUGCAUUUGGACAAAAAUUUUUUAUUGAUAUGUCCAUACAGAUUGAUUUGAAUAUAAUCGUCUCCUUCAAAGAAUACGGUUCAAAACCUGCAUUAAAUAAAGGUUAAUAGUUAACCUGUUAUUUAUCUAAGAUGUCGUUCCGAAGAGUUUUGUGACUGCCAAUGGAAUACAAAGUCAAUAAUUCGUUUUUCUGAUUUACCAAUCAUUGUCCAAAAGUCAGAUUGCCGGCUUUGAUAAUAGUCGACUCAGAUAUAAUAAAAAAUAAAUAUUUAUAAAUACUUAAAAACGAAAAAUAUUAUAUUUAAUAUUGACAAUUUCUAGUUUUGAAAAGAGUUUUCAAAGUGAACGGUUCUCCUAUUGACAAUCGGCUCGAAGCUGUCGACGCGGUAUGCGAAUGACCAAUUUUUCCCCUGUAUAAUAAGCUUACGUUUGAUAAAAGCUUAGGCAAUUUUCAAUUAAGGUCUGCCCAAUAAAAGACGCCAUGAUUAUUUUGAGUUAUAUUUUCUAGGCAAUUAAAUUUAAUUGUUAUAUAUAUUUUAUGAGUGUUGAUAAGACACACUUUUUUUUUUUUUUUUUUUCGGGCCGGGGGCCGAACCUCCUACGAGGUCCCCGCGCCUAGGGGGCGCGCGGGGUAUGUGAGACUCAACGAUCUGCAGGUGUUGAGAGCAGAUCGCGGGCCCAAGGAUUUUAAGGCCCACCCACUAAACGACUCCCCUGCACUCUUACACCCGGCGUCCGAUCUCCGUCCGGGGUCAGAACCCGUUCAGAGUAGGGGGGUUCCCGCGGUCAACACUACAACCAGACACGCGGCGCCACCCCGAGGACGCCCGACCGACGGGUCGUCGAGGCGAUAGUCGACGACCAACGACGUCGGUCUCCGCGGUACGGCGGCCCUACCAGGCCGCCCGGGCGGUGCCGCUGGUGUUCCGGGAUACCCCGCUUGGCCAGAACCAGCCUGCCGGGUCGGAACGCGAUACACCGCCGACCGGGUUUGAUAAGACACCCAACCUAACUCGAUGAGCUCUAUGAGACACUUUACGAGCCUAGUUGGAGACAUCAACCUCAACGCGGACAUAGGCGUAUACGUGGUAACGACCACGGACUAUACAUAAUUUAUAUUUCUUCAAAAUGUCUCGUCUUCUCAAGACAACCAGCUUUCUGUUGUUUUUCGUCGGCUAUUAUGAAAAAGAGAUAAGAUAAUACCUUAAAAACUUGAAUUUAGUUUUAUUUUACUUAAUUUUUUUUCAGUUUAUUUUAUAUAUAUAUGGGCAGACUUGAAACGCGUCAUUCAUAUAUUAUGUAGGUAAAUUUUUAAAUCGCUAGGAACGGUAUUUAGAUUACACAGGGUCAUAGAAGCGAGGCAAAGUCCCAUUGGCAGUUUUAAAAUAAAAAUAGUCUUUUUAACUAAUGAUUAUACAUAUUUUUUUUCAUUCUUUGAUUGUUCUUAAUUUUACAAGUAAUUUCGAAGCUUAGAUCACUACAUCAAAAAAGAAUGUGAGAUCUAACAAUCCGUGAUACAUCUGAAAUGCUUUUAAUCAAAUUUAAUACAAAAUAAUUGAAAUUCAAGCAGUUCAAGUAUCAUUUACAGUUGGGCAUAGUAAAAAAAAAUUAUCUAGGAAUUCGAGAAAUUCUGUAAGAAAAAUCAUGUUUCUUUUUGUACAAAUCAAUGAUCUUUCAUAUCUUUGUCAAUUGAAACUAAAUAAAUUUCUAGUUACGAUAUUCCGUACAUAAUCUAAUUAUGUAGUGUUGUAUAACAUUAUCAUGAGUUUUCUCUCCUUUUCCUUUUUUGUUUAAUUAAGAAGUGUUCAGAAUGUGAUUCCCUGUCUGGGGCGCUGUUUACUCCAGUAGUUAUUUGCAAGCGGAAGGUCCAAAUGUUAUUUGCCUUUAAAUGUUGUGAUAGCACGUUAGGAGAAUGGAUGCUUUUAAAAAAAUAUAUUAAUAUAAUUCGAAAUUAUAUUUAAACUUUCAAUUUUAAUUAAAAAAUAAACUACUUAUAAUUAUUAUUAAUAUUUAAGGAAAAUAUAAAUCAAGUGGCAAACGUAUUUUUUACUUUUUUUUAUUCAAAUUCAAAGUUUUAUUUAACAUUAUUACAUAAUUAUAUACUUACAUAUAAUCGAAACAUGUUAUACAAACCAUGACAAUUCCUAGGGUGGGAUAAAAUUAUAGAUUUUUUAUUUAUACACGCACAUAAUUUCAAAUAUUGUAAAUUUAAAUUAUGUUAUCAUUGAAAAUAAAUUCAAUAAAUUAAUGAUUCACUUUAAA